AUGACAGUAUAUUACACUUUAGAAAAAAAGCCAAUGCUAGGAGAACUUAUGCUGUAUGCUUAUGCGAUGCUGGAAGAUAGAGGAGCUUGGAAUGAAGAAAAACGACAUCAGGCAUAUUUAUUGGCUUGUGUUAUUGAAAUGAGUAUAUCUUAUUUCUUAUUUACCGACGAUAUACAAGAUGAUGGAAAAAUACGCUGUGGUAAAGUUUGUUGGCAUCUGUUACCAGACGUUGGCACAUUAGCCAUGAACGACGCAUGUUUGCUGCGUAGCUUCAUACAAGAACUGUUGCUACAAAAUUUCUCUGAACCCAUGUUUUUUAAAAUCAUGGAAGUUCUUAAUAAGACUUAUUUUUCAACCGCGAUGGGGCAGCACAUGGACCUAUCUUUAGAAAGAGAUCGAAAUUUUGAUAACUUUAUUAUGAAAUGUUACUGUGAAGUUAAUGAAAUGAAAAUGGCAUUUCCCGUAUUAGAGAUGCCCAUAAUUGUUGCUCUCAUUUUAUCAAAUAAAGCCACUAAAGAAUCAAUGCAACAAAUUCACAACAUUUGUGUUGAUAUUGGUAUAUUAUUUCAGAUUCAGAAUGACAUCACAGAUUUUUACAACUGGGAGGGAUUGAUAAAAUCUUCUACGGAUAUUCAAAAAGGCAAAUGCUCUUGGUUAGCAGUGAAAGCAUUGGAGCUAAGUAACGAAGAUCAACGACGCAUCUUCAAGGAAUGCUAUGGAAGUUGGGAUCCGACCCAUGUACAUAAAAUUCGAGAAUUGUAUGAGGAAUUAAAAUUACCACAGAUAUUUGUUCAAGAAAAGGAAGCGCGAUAUAAAAUAUUUUUCAAAAAAAUUAACGAAUUGCCUCCAGGUUGCGUGCCUGACGUGAAUUUCUAUCAAAAGCUUUUUAAACUUAUCGAAAAGUUUGAAAUAUAA
Parnassius mnemosyne (clouded apollo) is the source of this 915-nucleotide messenger RNA. The record is from the annotation of a GenBank genome assembly. NCBI's taxonomy places the organism in Eukaryota, Metazoa, Arthropoda, Insecta, Lepidoptera, Papilionidae.